GAUUAAUCGAUUUCAGGUUGCCAUCCCUACAACACGUAGUUCAGUUUCUCCAGAAAUGUAUUUUUUAUCUAUGAUUCAGUUAGCUGCGAUUAUUUACUUAAUUUAGGUGACAGUGACACGGUUUCAAAAUUUCGAACAUCAAAGAACCGGCAAAUUACCAAAGUUAUUAAUAAUGUUAGUUUUAAGUGUACUGAUAGCUUUUUACGUGUUUAGUGAUUUUUUUUAUAUUACGAACGCAAUACCGAAGAAUGAGCAUGAAAUAAAACUGUUUCAAACUAGUUACAAUUUUGAUGUUGAUGUGACGGUUUUAUUAAAUGAUGUUAACCGAACAGAUAAAGAGAUAGGAUACAAGAUAAAGGCGACCCUUGGGGUCACGCCUGUGUGGAAGAGUGAUGACUCCGAGUUCCUUUUAAAAUUUGAUUUACGCAAUCCAAAACUACAUUUAAGAGGAAAGCAUCCAACAGCUGAGUUCCUACCGCGCCCUUCACCCUUAGACUCGUACUCAGAGGCACCAUUUUACGCAUUAUGGAACAAAGGAACAGUCGAAACUUUAUAUUUAGAUCCAAAGGAAAUGAAAGAUGUAUACAAUUUGAAGAAAGCGCUGGCUAGUCUUUUCCAGUUUCACAUAAUAGACGGAGAAUACAAGGAGACUGACAUAUCAGGCGAAUGUGACGUCAUUUACGAAAGCAUUUCGGAAAAUGUGUUCAGGAAAAUGAAGAGACGGUGCUCGUGGGAGUCGGCGCAGGUGGGGUGCGCGCGCGUGGCCCGCUACACGCUGCGGCCGGCGCGGGACGGACUCCUGGCCGUGUACUCCGAGGAGCUGCUGACCGUGGGCGACCACUACGGACUCAAGUUCAGGUCCUUCGUGUCCCUGAAGGCCAAAGAAGAUUCCGAAGCCGCGAAACCUUCGACUGAAGAAUUGGACGUGGCGUUGCACGGUCUGCCGGCGAAUUUAAAACCUAUGGGCUUACCGAUGGUUUUAAGUGCCGACGACGAAAAGGAAUACCAGACGCUGACGGAAGCAAUUGACGCGAACCUAGCGGCUCUACAAGUGGAGGAGGCGGGGGCGGGCGGCACCAGCGAGGCGGCCGACGCCACGUUAAACUUACUGCCGGCGGUGAGGGCUGCUACGUUCGAAGAGUUGCGGUCGGUGCUGGAAAAUGAAGAGAAUCAUCAACUGCUGUCGGGGCUGUGCCGGCUGGUGGGGGCGGGCGGCACGGCGGCGGGGCUGCGCGCGGUGGACGCGCUGCUGCAGCUGCGCUCGGACGACCCCGUGCUGCACCUGGCGCACAUCUACCUGCAGGGGUUCGCGCUGUCCGACGCGCCGCAGGUGGAUGCAGUGCGAGAGAUUCUGAAGAUAGGUGAGAACGGUAAAACUCGCUCCGUGGCCGAGAGCGCGCUGCUGGCCGCCGCUGCAGCAGCACAGACCCUCGCCGCCGCCGGGGACCAGGGGCUGGCCGUCGCCGUCAAGGACUCGCUCAGUAAAGGACUUGCUAAAUGUAAGGACGACGACUGCAGGACAGUGCGAGUGCAGGCCCUCGCGAACCUGCGGCGCCCCGACACCGCCGAGCUGCUGCUGCAGCACGCCGAGAGGAAGGAGUCCCCCGUGUCGCUCCGCGUGGUCGCGCUGGAGGGGCUGGGCGCCGUGCCGCUGCCGCACGACAAGCUGCACCGCCUCACGCACGUGGCGCUGGACGACGCCGCGCCCCUCGAGGUGCGCGCGGCGGCGCUGGACCUGGUGGUGCUGCGCCACGUGCACGUGCCCCUUCCGCUGGCCCGGGUCGCCUCGAAGCUGCACUUCAGGUCGCCGCCCGAGCUGCGCCGUAUCUUCUGGCAGCGGUUCAGAGCCCUGGCCGAGGUGCACGACUCCAUGAGGGACCUGUACGCGCGCAUGGGCAUCAGCUUCAAGUCCUGGGACGCGCAGGCGCUCAACGGCACGUCGUCGGUGCUGGUGCGGAACCCGGGGUGGGAGGCGGCGGGCUGGUCCAGUAAGCUGGAGUCGGUGCAGCUGGCGCAGGGCGGGCUGCUGCGGCGGGGCGUGGUGCGGCUGCUGGGCUCGCGGGGCGGAGCGCCCGACGCGGAGGCGCUGGCCGUGGAAGUGUGGACCCGGGGCCUGGAGGCGCUGGCCGGCGGGGGCGACCAGGAGCCCGAGGGGGCGAGCCGCGGGGCGGAGGAGGCGGGCAUGGCGGGGGGGAUGGCGCUGCGGGUCGGGGGGGUCCGGAUGAGGGGAGUCACGUUGUUCGACGGACAGGCGGCGCUGCUGGCGCACGUGUGGGCGGGCACGGCGGCGGCGCCCACGCCCGUGGCCCGCGCGCUGCUGCCUCUGGUCUCCUUGCACGCCCGCCUGCCGCUGAGCGCCGGGCUGGUGCUGAGUGUGCGACACGACGCGUUGCUGGCGCUGUCCGUGGACGCCAGCGUGCAGGUGUCGCUGUGGUGGCGCACGGCCCGCGCCGAGCUGGGGCUGCGCGCCGCCGCCGCCGCGCGGGUGCUCGCGGGGGGCGCGGCGCUGGGGGGCGCGCUGCGGGCGCGGGUGCGCGGGGGGGCGGCGCCGGCGGCCACCAUCUCCUCGGACCUGGACUUCUACUCCGACGUGGCGCUGUGCGUGCGGACCAACAUCCACCCUUAUGAAAUCAGACGCAACGUGACCCUAGACAGCUCGCAGGGCGCCAGGGGGCUGCGCGUACGGCGCUCCCGGGACAGCUCGCUGCGGCUGGCGGGCCGCACGCUGUCCCUGGGCCGCCCCAACGACCGCACGUGCGGCGCGCUGCGUGCGGCCGACGCCGAGUCCUCCUAGCGCGAGGCCCACACACUGUACACCCCUACGAGUGCCUUAUACCUUUGAUAAUAUUUCGUCGUGGACUGUACAUACACGAGUUCAAAUGUUAUUAGUUAAGAUGGAAUAUUUUUAUUAUUACAGUUACAUAUUAUAUACAAAAAUAUUUUCUAUUGAAUCUCUGUUAUGAAUUUAUACCAAAAAAAUAAAAAGUGCAUUUAAUAUAUUUAUUAUUGAUCUGAUCAUGAAAAUUUCAACUAUUUUUUUAUUACUAUACAAUAUAUUUUACUAAUGUACAAGAAUAAAUGGUAUUUACAAUGAUGAAA
This is a messenger RNA of Bombyx mori (domestic silkworm), 3099 nucleotides long. Its product is annotated as microsomal triglyceride transfer protein. Gene Ontology annotation, cellular component: Golgi apparatus; basolateral plasma membrane; endoplasmic reticulum. The record is from RefSeq and is a predicted model, not a curated record. Gene Ontology annotation, molecular function: lipid binding. Lineage: Eukaryota; Metazoa; Arthropoda; Insecta; Lepidoptera; Bombycidae. The coding region runs from base 173 to 2794 and encodes 873 amino acids. Gene Ontology annotation, biological process: lipid transport; lipoprotein metabolic process. The transcript is spliced from 14 exons.